Salarias fasciatus (jewelled blenny) is the source of this 1208-nucleotide messenger RNA. RefSeq names its product SEC22 homolog B, vesicle trafficking protein b (gene sec22bb). The transcript is spliced from 6 exons. The record is from RefSeq and is a predicted model, not a curated record. NCBI's taxonomy places the organism in Eukaryota, Metazoa, Chordata, Actinopteri, Blenniiformes, Blenniidae. Gene Ontology annotation, biological process: retrograde vesicle-mediated transport, Golgi to endoplasmic reticulum; endoplasmic reticulum to Golgi vesicle-mediated transport. Gene Ontology annotation, molecular function: SNAP receptor activity. The coding region runs from base 128 to 787 and encodes 219 amino acids.
GUGUGACACUCAAAGCCGUGUGGUUUCCGGCCAGCUCAGCGCGUCAGUGCUGUGGUGUUGUCGGAUUACAGGCUGACGGUCUCCGGUUCCUCAACGAUCUGCAGGGCAAACAGCGGAGCUCGCAGAGAUGGUGCUGCUGACGAUGAUCGCUCGGCUGGCCGAUGGACUGCCGCUGGCCGCGUCCAUGCAGGAGGACGAGCAGGGAAGUGAAAAGUUGGGUCGAGAUCUUCAGCAGUAUCAAAGUCAAGCAAAGCAACUCUUCAGGAAGCUCAAUGACCAAAGUCCCACUCGCUGCACUUUAGAGGCAGGGUCAAUGGCUUUUCACUACUGCAUAGAGAAGGGAGUGUGCUACCUUGUGCUCUGUGAGGCCAGCUUUCCUAAGAAGCUAGCCUUUGCUUACCUAGAAGACCUGCAGGCAGAGUUUCAUGAGCAGCAUGGAAAGAAGGUCCCCACUGUGUCACGCCCCUACUCAUUCAUUGAAUUUGACACUUACAUUCAAAAAACCAAGAAAUCCUACAUUGACAGCCGAGCACGAAGGAAUCUAGGAAGCAUCAACACAGAGCUGCAGGACGUACAGAGGAUCAUGGUCGCUAACAUAGAAGAAGUACUGCAGAGAGGAGAAACUCUGUCUGCACUGGACUCCAAGGCCAGCAACUUGUCCAGCCUGUCUAAAAAGUACAGGAGUGAUGCCAAGUAUCUGAAUACCCGCUCCACCUAUGCCAAACUGGCAGCUGGCGGUGUCUUUUUCAUCAUGCUCAUUGUCUACGUACGCUUCUGGUGGCUCUGAAUGGGGAAGAAGCAGAAGCAACAGGAGGCAGUGAAGUGAAAAACCUGCAGUUGCAAAGAAAAGCUGUCACCCUCAACUCAAAACAGGAUCCCUCCUUAGAGCAAGACUUUACUGACAUACCACCACUCCUUUUGUUGCCAUCUGUCCAACAAUGUGUGACCUGAACACAAAUGUCAUAAAUACAUACAGUAGGCUUGUUAAUAAGAAAGUUGCCCUGGAUUGGAUAAGAUACGAGUGAAUGUGUGUGCCUGUGUUUGUUGUUGAUUUUAUUUUUCAGGGGUGAUCUGAGUAUGAAGGCAAAGAUUCAUAAAGUAAUAAGUUUCUUUUUUUUCCUGAGUUUCCAAAGCUGUACUGUAACAAAGGUGGCUGAUUUAAUCCUGUAUAACAUCUCAUAAUACUGAAAAAAAGUUUAAAAAAAAAA